This is a messenger RNA of Hibiscus syriacus, 861 nucleotides long. RefSeq names its product late embryogenesis abundant protein 47-like. Lineage: Eukaryota; Viridiplantae; Streptophyta; Magnoliopsida; Malvales; Malvaceae. The record is from RefSeq and is a predicted model, not a curated record. Bases 63 to 782 code for a protein of 239 amino acids. The transcript has 3 exons.
ACCCUAAAAAAGAAAAAUUUAAAAGGUCCAACCACGAAGAAAACCAAGUAAAUGCAAGGAAAAUGAACCAACAACAACCACAUAGGAACCAGGAACAGGCCCAUCACCAAGAUGCCUUCGUCGUGCAGGGAGAUCUUUCCGGGAAGGCUGUGGCACAUAAGGACGCCACCGCUGUGAUGCAGAUGUCGGAGAAUUCCGUCGCGGCGGCAAAGAACGAGAGGUCGGGUUUGGUGGGUCAUGAUGAAACCGGUGUUGAAUCUGGUGUUGGUGGUAUUAAACUGGCUCCAUUUCCUGGGAAAAGUGUUAACGAGUACAUUGGUGAUGAGGUUGCAACAGGACAAUGUGGCCAUGGAGAUUUAUGUUCAUCUGAUCACGACUCGGCUUCCGAACACGGUGGUGGAAUCACCAUUGGAGAAGCACUCGAAGCCACCGCACUUACGGCGGGAAAAAAGCCAGUGGAAUGGAGUGACGCCGCAGCAAUACAGGCGGCGGAAGUUAGAGCCACUGGCCGAACCUCCAUAAUGCCCGGCGGUAUUGCCGCGGCGGCUCAAUCAGCUGCCACACUCAAUGCUAGGGCAACCAGAGAUGAAGACAAGACCAAAUUGGGCACCAUUCUUGCGAAUGCGACGGCAAGGUUGCCAUCGGAUAAGCCGGCAACGAGAAAAGAUGCGGAAGGGGUAAUGGGUGCCGAGAUGAGAAACGAUCCGAACCUAACCAUUCACCCGGCCGGUGUCGCCGCCUCCAUUGCUGCCGCUGCAAGGCUCAACCAGAGUCAUAAAUGAAAGUAUAACAACACCAAUGACACCAUGCAUGUCGUAUAUAAUUAUGAUAUUAUUAUACAUGUAAUUACAAGAACUCCAC